AUGACUUGGCUGAAGGAGAACGAGAGCCUAAACCCGAAACAGCUAGGCGCAAUUGGCAGAAAAGCUCCCAGCAUCACGGCGGCACGCCUUCAAGACGCGGACUUUGCCCCUACGUUUGUCGACCUCAAGCCUUUCCUGAGCCCCCAUCUCCAUCAAUCGAGGAGAGGCGCCCGAAAUCUAGAGGCGCAAUAUCGAUCUGAAAUCAUGAACGGUGAUAACUAUUCGUCUAGAGAAGGCGACAGUCGCCGGGAUUAUCAGUCCUCGCGCAGUGAACGAAGCGACAGGGGGGACCGCGACCGCGGCGAUCGUCGUGAACGCGGCGACGAUCGACGAGACCGACACAGAGAAAGAAGGCGCUCGCGAUCUCCUGACCAUCGCCACCGCCGCGACCGAGACCGAGAUGGCGAUGCCUAUGCAUCUAGCAGAAACCAUAGAGAUAGGGAGCGCGAGGAGCGAUACUCGGGUGGCCGCGACCGUCGAGGCGACAGGGAAUGGGACAGGGAUCGUGGCAGUUCGCGCCGCGAUGCCCGGCGUGAUGAUGAUGGCCAUGGCAGACGCGAUCGUGACGGCUUCGAGGACCAGCGUCGAGGUGGUCGAGACCGCCGCGAUGACGGGAUGGCGCGCCAGCAGGAGCGCCGAAGCCCGUCGCCUCCCAAGCGCCGGGAGCCUACGCCCGACCUGACAGACAUCAUUCCCGUUCUCGAACGCAAGCGCCGCAUGACACAGUGGGACAUCAAACCUCCUGGAUAUGAGGCUGUCACAGCCGAGCAAGCCAAAAUGUCGGGCAUGUUUCCUCUGCCCGGCGCGCCGCGACAGCAGCAAAUGGAUCCCACCAAGUUGCAGGCUUUCAUGAACCAGCCCGCUGGUGGACAAGUCAGUAGCGCUGGGUUGAAGGCCAACAACUCACGACAAGCCAGGCGUCUGUUGGUGUCCAACAUUCCCAGCGGAACCACUGAUGAUGCGCUUGUUGCCUACUUUAAUCUGCAGCUGAACGGACUGAAUGUUAUCGAGGCUACGGACCCGUGCGCACUCAGUCAGCUCUCGAACGACAAGUCCUUUGCUGUUGUGGAGUUCAAAAAUACCGGAGAUGCCACCGUUGCUCUUGCUCUCGAUGGCUUGCCCAUGACGGCCGACACCGCAGGACUUAGCAUCCGCCGCCCGAAGGACUAUGUCAUGCCCGCUGUACCGGAUGAUAUCAUGUAUAAUCCUGACGUUGUCUCUAAUUCGGUACCUGACACCAUUCAUAAGCUCUGCAUUACAAGUAUCCCGCCAUUCCUCACAGAGGACCAGGUGUUAGAGCUGCUGGCUGCCUUUGGAAAGCCCAAAGCUUUUGUUCUCGUCAAGGACAGAAGCAGCGAAGAAUCGAGAGGAAUCGCAUUUGCCGAGUACGUGGAGCCUGCUAAUGCAAACGAACCGGCCCUGAAUACUCUCAAUGGAAUGGAUGUUGGUGGCAAGAAGCUCAGAGUUACCAAGGCUUGUGUUGGUGGAACGCAGGUGGCCAAUUUCGAUGCUGGUAUUAAUGCUAUCAGCAAUCUUGCUGGCCAAGUCAAUGGAGGUGAAGCCACUAGAGUUUUGCAGCUUCUCAACAUGGUUACAGCCGAAGAGCUCCUCGAUAACGAUGACUAUGAAGAAAUCUGUGAUGACGUGCGGGAGGAAUGCUCCAAGUACGGCAAGAUUUUGGACCUCAAGGUGCCACGUCCGGCCGGCGGAAGUCGCCAAUCGGCUGGUGUCGGCCGUAUUUUCGUCAAGUUCGAAUCGACAGACUCUACGACGAGUGCUCUCAAGGCGCUGGCGGGCAGGAAGUUUGCGGACAGAACCGUCGUGACAACGAGAACUUCGAUCAAAUCAGGAAAUCUAAGAGCUGCUGGGGAACGGCCUGAAAUCGAGAAAAGUGUUCGUGAUGAUAUCGGGGGCCGUGGAUGGAUGUUGGCUUGGCGUCAAAGUCGAUUUUACAAGGCUGGGUCUGUUUCGCUACUAGGUCAACUCCAUCACGACUCCUCAACAGACGACAACCGACAACCACCGACAACCACCGCCAACAUGGGUAGACUUCACAGCAAUGGCAAGGGUAUCUCCGCCUCCGCCCUCCCCUACAGCCGCGUCGCUCCCAGCUGGCUGAAGACCACUCCCGAGCAGGUCGUCGAGCAGAUCUGCAAGCUCGCCAGAAAGGGCGCCACCCCUUCUCAGAUCGGUGUCAUCCUCCGUGACUCCCACGGUGUCUCCCAGGUCAAGCUUGUCACUGGCCUUGCUCCCGAGCUCCCUGAGGACCUGUACAUGCUUAUCAAGAAGGCUGUCGCCGUCCGCAAGCACCUCGAGCGCAACCGCAAGGACAAGGACUCUAAGUUCCGCCUCAUUCUCAUCGAGUCCCGUAUCCACCGUCUGGCCCGCUACUACAAGACCGUCGGUGUCCUUCCUCCCACCUGGAAGUACGAGUCCGCCACCGCCAGCACCAUUGUCGCCUAA
Cordyceps fumosorosea ARSEF 2679 is the source of this 2463-nucleotide messenger RNA. RefSeq names its product splicing factor u2af large subunit. The record is from RefSeq and is a predicted model, not a curated record. Gene Ontology annotation, biological process: mRNA processing; translation. The transcript has 10 exons. Gene Ontology annotation, cellular component: nuclear speck; U2AF complex; U2-type prespliceosome. Gene Ontology annotation, molecular function: structural constituent of ribosome; pre-mRNA 3'-splice site binding; poly-pyrimidine tract binding. The coding region runs from base 1 to 2463 and encodes 820 amino acids. NCBI's taxonomy places the organism in Eukaryota, Fungi, Ascomycota, Sordariomycetes, Hypocreales, Cordycipitaceae.